This is a messenger RNA of Cajanus cajan (pigeon pea), 989 nucleotides long. Its product is annotated as (+)-cis,trans-nepetalactol synthase NEPS1. The record is from RefSeq and is a predicted model, not a curated record. Gene Ontology annotation, molecular function: oxidoreductase activity. Lineage: Eukaryota; Viridiplantae; Streptophyta; Magnoliopsida; Fabales; Fabaceae.
GAGACUAGUUUUGGUCCAUAGAGUCUCCCUGAGAGAGAAAAAAGAAAGAAAAUGGCUGAAUCUGCUAACUCGAUCCACAACAGUGGGCAGAAGUUGGCCGGAAAAGUUGCCAUAAUCACCGGCGGAGCGAGCGGCAUCGGAGAAGAGACGGCGCGUGUGUUUGCGGACCAUGGUGCGCGAAUGGUGGUCAUCGCAGACAUCCAAGAUGACCUGGGCAACCAAGUUGCAGCAUCCAUCGGCUCUCACAGGUGCAGCUAUGUCCAUUGUGACGUUACAGACGAAGAGCAAGUGAAAAACCUCGUGGAUGCGACGGUCAACGCCUACGGGCAGUUGGACGUGAUGUUCAGCAACGCCGGUAUCCUCAGUCCCUCCGACCAGACAAUCCUCGACCUCGACCUGUCGCAGUUCGACCGCCUCUUCGCCGUCAACGCGCGGGGCAUGGCGGCCUGCGUCAAGCACGCGGCGCGCUCCAUGGCGGCGCUGGGCGUGAGGGGGAGCAUCGUGUGCACGGGGAGCGUGUCGGCGUCGCGAGGCGCGCCGCAGCGCACGGACUACGUGAUGUCGAAGCACGCCGUGAAGGGGCUGGUGCGGUGCGCGAGCGCGCAGCUUGGGGCGCACGGUAUUAGGGUGAACUGCGUCUCACCGAGUGGGUUGGCCACGCCCCUCACACGUGCCGCGCUUGCCUCCAUGGAGACCCCGGAGGAGGUGCAACAACACUAUGCGCAGAGCUCCAGGCUGAAAGGUGUCGUUUUGACCCCUAAAUUUGUGGCCGAUGCGGUGCUGUUCCUUGCGUCCAGUGACUCUCAGUUUGUGACCGGACACGAUCUUGUCGUCGACGGUUGUUUCGCCCGUGCCUGAUCUAUUACUAUCAAUCUUCGUUGUUUGUCUUUCUUAUCGGUCUUCUUAUUUUUUCUUUAAGUCUUUAAUCAAAUUUUUAUGAAUUUCUCAAUGUGAUUUAAGAUUUUAGAAGGACUUAAUUUAAAAUUUUA